This is a messenger RNA of Girardinichthys multiradiatus, 3331 nucleotides long. It is a transcript of the gene vax1, whose product is annotated as ventral anterior homeobox 1. The record is from RefSeq and is a predicted model, not a curated record. Gene Ontology annotation, molecular function: DNA binding; DNA-binding transcription factor activity, RNA polymerase II-specific. The transcript has 3 exons. Bases 921 to 1865 code for a protein of 314 amino acids. Gene Ontology annotation, biological process: brain development; neuron differentiation; central nervous system development. Lineage: Eukaryota; Metazoa; Chordata; Actinopteri; Cyprinodontiformes; Goodeidae.
GGCGAGGCAUUAACAGGACGUUGCUGUUUUUCUCUGACUGAACACACGGCAGGGAAAGACAAAGAGGAAGUUUAAUACACUUCCAGUAACAGGGGAAUCCAACAUUGCUGCUGUGGAGGAAUAGGCUGGGUUGCCUUUAAUUUCAUAAAUUUUGCUUAAUGAGGAUUUAUUAGGUUUCCUUUUUACUUAUCUCCUUCCCUCUCUUUCUCUGUCUUUCUCUCCCCCCCCCCACCCACCUCCUCCGUGUCUCUCUUGCUCUCUACUCUUCUGGCUCUGUUCUAGUUCCUCCAAUAGCAUAGUGGUGAGAUCUACACAUUGCACAGUUCUAUUGAUUGCCAAAGAGAAAAACAGGAUCAAAGUUUGCCGACAUGCUGUGACAAUCAGGUGUGCUGCUGGAAGUCGGAGGGAAAAAUGUCUGCCUGUGCUUUGAAGAUGGAGGAAUGAAUUGCCUGAGAACUUUUAUCGGGUCUGGAAGACUUUUACCUCGGUGAUUGUGUGUGUCCAAGGUUGUUUGGUUACCAGACAAGGCCAAUUAUCUGUCUUAAAUCCAUGGGCUGAGAACGGGCAAGCUGAGGGGACGGGAUGAGCAAAACCCUCUAUCAAGACCUGAUCUAUUUCCACAAACAGCUUAGUGUUUUCACGAGGUUACGCUAAUGUGAAGGCAGCAAAAUUACUGUAAUCAGUUGAACCAGCAAGUGCGCAUCCAUCGCUAUGAUUAUUUGGAGAUAAUCUCUCAGCCCGAUGUCUUUGUAACAAGGAAAGGGGGGCACUAAAUUACUUUUCAGUUUCACUGAGAAGUCCAUGAUCAUUGGACAAGGGAGUUUGGUCAGUGGCAAUCUACAGUACCGCAUUCUUUAUAAUCUCCUGUUUUUCACCUGACAAAAGGAGGCGAGCCUCAGGUCCAGGAGGAAAUUCUGAGCAUGGAGGUCAGGUACAACCAAGAGACAGAAGCAAUAGUACUGAAGAACAGACUAAAGGAGGGAAACGACGGUAAAGAUUCCCAGGGCAACCUGUCCAAAGGCUUCCUCAAGGAACAGCAGGAUUCUUCCUUUUCACCGUCUGGGAACAUGGAAAACUGUGAGAAGAACAGGGGGAGCGCGGGGGACCCCGACUACUGUCGGAGAAUCCUUGUCCGAGUGCUCCACAUUGCAGAUGCUAAAGGGUCGAUCCGAGAAAUCAUCCUGCCAAAAGGUUUGGAUCUGGACCGACCAAAGCGAACGCGCACAUCCUUCACUGCAGAGCAGCUCUAUCGCUUAGAGAUGGAGUUUCAGAGGUGUCAGUAUGUGGUCGGGAGGGAACGGACAGAACUGGCCCGUCAGCUUAAUCUCUCUGAAACUCAGGUGAAAGUCUGGUUUCAAAACCGGCGCACUAAACAGAAGAAGGACCAAGGAAAAGACUCAGAGUUGCGUUCAGUGGUUUCAGAGACAGCUGCGACUUGCAGCGUCCUCAGACUGCUGGAGCAGGGGCGGCUGUUGACACCACCAGGCCUGCCGGGCCUCCUACCCCACUGUAGCUCUGCCUUGCGCCCUCCCUCCAUUGCCAUGGCCAGCAACAACAGCAGCAGCAACAGCAGUGGAGGCAGUACUGGGACGGCUGGCGGUAGCCCUCCAUUACCCACUGUCACCACUUCAGGGACAGUGGCAGGGCUGCAAAGCUCAUCGUCCGCUCACAGUUUUUUCAGCUUCCCAAUGCCAUCCAUUCUCAGUGGCGUCACUACCCGCAUUUCAUCUAACCCCCUCUCCAUGGCUGGUUCACUGGCGGGCAACCUGCAGGAGCUCUCCGCACGCUACCUGAGCUCCUCUGCUUUCGAACCUUACUCCCGGACCAAUGGCAAAGAAUCGAUGGACAAGAAAAUUCUGGAAUGAUGGUUUUUAUGCUCGUAUGGAUUCUUGUUGCUUCUGGAAGCUUUUUAUUUGUUUAAUUGGCUGUUGCCGUCUUUGUUUGGUAUCAUCUGUCAAUGUCAUGUUCUCUAACUGCUUAUGUAUUCCUGCACAUCUGGCACCUUGUACAAGGAAGGAGGAAGAAAGAAAUUAAAAAACAACACAUCAUCAAACAAAUAAUGGAUGUCAAUUGAAGGAUUUUGCACAAAUCUUCACACAAACAUUUAUCAAAAACAGAAAGGCAGACUGAUCUUUAAGGGUUUUUGUUUAAAUUAUCAAUUAGUCCAUAAUAACUGCACAUUCUGGUAUAAUAUAGCUGCUCUAUAAAAGGUCCAGCAUAGCAGAAGCAGAGCCUUUUACUGCAUAGCAGCAAAGUCUCCAACAGGCGGGUGGAAUAUUUCAAGUAAUUGGUACCUUUCUAAACUGCAUUUUAUGUUAGAAUUGUUGGUUAGAUGCAACAUGUUGCAUUGAGAAGAUGUAGAGCAAGAAUAGCAGAGCAGCAGUCUGUGUGAUCCAGUGAGCACAUCAGAGCUUUUAAAACCUAUUUGCAUCAGCAGGAAUAAAUAAGCCUUAGUUUCUCAGGGAGGAUAAGUCCCUCUGAGAGAAGGUGAUUGGACAGCCAAUGCCAACUUAAAGCCAGAUGCAGUUUGGAUUCCAAAUGCUUCAAGAUGAGUCAGCUUGUAAAAAAGAUCUUUGUUUAAAGUUUGGACUAAACAGUCAGACCAGAAAAAAUGUCACACGGUAUUAUCUACUGAAAUGUUUGAUGUUGAUUGCUUUGUUGUUUUGUGAAGAUUUUAAUAAUAUAGUCUUCACUUUGUUGGAUUUUUGUCACCAAAAUGCAUUACCUAAAGGUUUUUUUUUCCGCUUUGUUUUUGCUGUUUUUAUACCAAUGUAUUUCUGAGUUUGGUGCAGGGUGUAUGGUCUGUGCACAUGCUACUCAUAGGAACGACUACCUAAAAACAGAAAAAUGUUUUUGCAUAUAACUAAGCAGCUUAGCUUUGGGAGAACAUAGUGAAAUAACAAGGUUUUUAAUGUCUGAGACAAUAUAAUCUCCUGGUUAAGAAAUUAAUAAAUCCACAACCUUUACAAAAGUUAAAGGGGAAAUUCAGACAAGAGAAUGAAUGCUGGUACUGUUGUAUAAAAAUACUGAUUGAGAAUUGUAAAGUUGUUAUUUUAUUGCAAACUAUUUACAUCUGUAAUUAAUUAAUUAUUAGUAUAUUUGGGAAAAUAAUGUAUGGAUGGAUGUUUUAGUGUGGUUGAUAAAUCAAUCUAAAGGUCUUUGGUGCUGUUGUUGUGAAAUAUCUUAAAAUUCGUGAAAUGUGUUAUGCAAAUGUGCCUAUAUAUUAUGUAAAUGGCUACAGUGUUUUUUUAUGUGUUGCUGCAAAUUAUGUUAUGAUACAUUUCAUGACUGUUUUACCUCUUAUAAACCAGCCUCAUAAGUAAGCUCUUUA